ACUGUUGCUUUUCUUGUGAUGUGGAUUUUAUGGACAAUUGUAAAUCUAAUAUUCACAAAUUAUCCGAAAUUCAACCUAAGGAAAAUGCAACCUUCACCUAAAAAUGACAGUUCAUUCAAUUUUACUAUUUUAAUGUAUGCCCCACCUAUUUAUCCAAAAAAUCAUUACAAAAUUAACUUUUUAAGGAAAUGUGUCUUUGACAAUUGUAAAAUUAGCUUUGACCGUUCCUUGCUUCGUUAUAGUGAUGCUGUAAUUUUCUUUUACAAAGAAAUAACGUUUAAGCCACCGACUAAAUUCCCUAAUCAGACGUGGAUAUUAACAAAUUUCGAGGCUCCUAACUUUAAGUCACCUGAAAGAUAUAUUAAACUAUUUAAAUUUGAUUGGACCAUGUCUUAUCGCCAAGACUCCGAUGUGUAUGUACCAUAUGGGGUUAUAAAGGAGAGCAGAAUGAAUAAUGAAAAGAAUUAUUCGUCAAUAUACUCAAUGAAAUCAUAUGACGUGGCUUGGAUAGUCAGUAACUGUAAGACUAGAUCCAGACGGGAUGAAUAUGUUGAAAAACUUUCUGAAUAUAUAGACAUUGAUAUUUACGGUAAAUGUGGAUGGUAUUCAUGCCGAGGUUCAAUUUUUCAAUGUAAGAAGAGACUCAGUGAACGUUACAAGUUUAUGCUGGCCUUUGAAAAUUCAUUAUGCAAAGAUUAUUUGACAGAAAAGAUAUUUCAUUUGUACCGGGACAAUAUUGACAUUAUUCCUGUUGUGCGAGGUGCGCCAAACACAGUGGAACACUUACCUAACAAUACCUUUGUGUUAGUUUCAGAUUUCAAAUCUCCAAAAGAUCUUGCAGACAGGUUAAAGAUUAUUGGAGGCAACGAGGCGCUUUAUACCGAAAUGUUAAAACAAAAAGACAAAUACACAGCUUUUUCAGAUCCAAAUGAAGAAACGGGCAUAUGGGGUGUAUGUAGAACAUGUAAAUUGUUGAAUAAUAAUUAUCAAUCAAAUAAGACAGUGGAUAUAGAAAGAUGGCUAUCAGGAAGGUCUUGUAUUUUACCUUCCGACUUGUGAUUACUUUCAAUAUUAGAACUACAAAAUUAUGUAACCAAAUUUGUUUUUUUUAAAUCAUUGUUAUAUAUAUUUUUUGUCACAGUCAAGACAAUAAUCUAAAUUUAAUGACAAUCAAGGUUUGAAAUUCAAUUUGUUAUUAAUAUAGGUCUAUGUAUAGAUAUCACGUCUGUCAUCAUUUUCUUCUGAUCGAAUUGUUAUCCUUGGGAUGCUAAUUUUAUAUCAAGUAGAGUGUGCACUCUCCUUCUCAUACAGUCUCCUUGGUGAAACAUACAGCGGCUACUAGUAUGAUUUAACUGGGAAAGACAAAUCAGAAUCAUCUAUUUUUAAAAUGAAUAAAUAGAUCAGAAACUAUCUGUCCAUAUUUUGUUUGUAGUCACAGAUUUACACGAACAAAGAGAAGAAUUUUGAUCAUCAAGACUUUGACGUGUUGUUAACUGAUAUACUGGAAAUGUAUUAUAUUAAAUGUAUGAAUUAGAAAAAGUAUCAAAAUAUAACACAUACCAUGCAUUUUCUGAAUAUAAACCAGUCAUGCUGUAUCAUCUUUGGAAUGUCUUGAAAUGAAAUUUUAUUGACAGAUUUAGAUUUUUGAAUUGCAAUAUUUAUAUAACUUUGCAUAGUUUUCCCAUUUUCAGUGCCUCCUUCUGUAGAUUUUUUGUCAUCUGGAAACAGCUUUGUAAUUAAAUUGGCCACAUAAUUGGAACUUAUUCUAUCUUACUUGUAUUUUGUUCUUGCUACUGUUUACAUUACUGUCUAAUAAUUAUAGUUAUAUGUAUAUAUAUACAAUAACUCUACCUUGCCUUGAGAUCUGAAACAGACCCCUUUUUGACCUCUUCAGUAGUUAUUAUAUAGUCUAGUCAUUAACGUUUACUCUUUUUUAUACUUACAGUUUAUAUUUUCGUUUUGUUCUUUUCAUUGUGAGUAAUUUAAUAUAUUACGUCCCUACCUCACCUUAACAUUUAAACUGUAUCCCUUUUUGACCUACAUUUCACAUAUUCUUUAUGUACCUUUAACAAUGUAAAUAUGUGCUACCGUUAAAUUGACCUACAGUUACUUAUAUCCUUAUAUAGCCUAAAACCAUUUUAUACUUAAGUGGUAUUCAAUUGUACUUUUCUUUCUGUUGAAAAUAUAUGCAGAAGAAUUAUUUAUAACAAAAAACGCUUAUAUUUGUAGAAAAUAUCUUUUGGUUAACGCUUAUUUGCUUUCGAAUAACUUUAGGAAAUAUUGUACAUUACAUUAUUCUGCAACCGGUAUAUUAACUAUAUGGUACCUUAUGUUCCAGAAAUUUUAAAACUCAUUUAUUCAUUAUUUUGAUUCAUUCAUUGUUAAACAAAUAAUAAAAUUGAUGUCAUUAUAUUAAGUUAUAAUUGAAAAUAUUCAUUAUUUUUUUUUUGGAAAUGUUGUACCAGUAUUAAAAUUCAAUGAACUUUGAAAUUUAGGAUUUCUCAGGAUCGAUUGUGUUUCACAAGAUGCGAGCAAAAUAAGUGUACAGUUUUGACUAAAAGGAAAUAACGAGACAACAACACUAUGACUAUAUGUUUCCAACAGUUGAUACAAUAUGUCAAGCUCUAAAUAAAAUUGAGAAUGGAAAUGGGGAAUGUGUCAAAGAGACAACAACCCGACCAUAGAACAGACAACAGCAGAAGGUCACCAACAGGUCUUCAAUGCAGCGAGAAAUUCCCGCACCCGGAGGGGUCCUUCAGCUGGCCCCUAAACAAAUAUAUAUACUAGUUCAGUGAUAAUGAACGCCAUACUAAACUCCAAAUUGUACACAAGAAACUAAAAUUAAAAAUAAUACAAGACUAACAAAGGCUAGAGGCUCCUGACUCGGGACAGGCGCAAAAAUGAGGCGGGGUUAAACAUAUUUAUGAGAUCUCAACCCUCCCCUAUACCUCUAGCCAAUGUAGACGUAAAUGUUCACUUAAAUUUUUUUGAUUGAUGUACAUGUGCAUGAUGAAACUAUACUGUAGCAACACUAUUGGUUGAUUGAUUGAUGUACAUGUGCAUGAUGAAACUAUAUUGUAGCAACACUAUUGGUUGAUUGAUUGAUGUACAUGUGUAUGAUGAAACUAUACUGUAACAACACUAUUGGUUGAUUGAUUGAUGUACAUGUGUAUGAUGAAACUAUACUGUAGUAACAAUAUUGGUUAACUGAUUGAUUAACAUGUACAUGAUGAAACUAUACUGUAUCAACAAUAUUGGUUGUUUGAUUGAUGUACAUGUGCAUGAUGGAACUAUACUGUAGCAACAAUAUUGGUUAAUUGAUUGAUUAACAUGUGCAUGAUGAAACUAUACUGUAGCAACAAUAUUGGUUAAUUGAUUGAUUAACAUGUGCAUGAUGAAACUAUACUGUAGCAACACUAUUGGUUGAUUGAUUAAUUUACAUGUGCAUGAUGACACUAUACUGUAGAAACAAUAUUUAGUUGAUUGAUUGAUUGAUUUACAUGUGCAUGGAUAACUAUACUGGAGCAACACUAUUGAUUGAUUGAUUGAUUGAUUGAUUUACAUGUGCAUGGAUAACCAUACUGGAGCAACAAAAUUGGUUGAUUGAUUGAUUUACAUGUACAUGAUGAAACUAUACUAUAGCAACAAUAUUGGUUAAUUGAUUGAUUAACAUGUGCAUGAUGAAACUAUACUGUAGCAACAAUAUUGGUUAAUUGAUUGAUUAACAUGUGCAUGAUGAAACUAUAAAGUAGCAACAAUAUUGGUUGAUUGAUUUGCAUGUGCAUGGAUAACUAUAAUGGAGCAACAAUAUUCGUUGAUUGAUUGAUUGAUUUACAUGUGCAUGGAUAACUAUACUGGAGCAACAAUAUUGGUUGAUUUACACAUGUGCACAAUUAAAAGAGGGGCGAAAGAUACCAGAGGGACAGUCAAACUCAUAGAUCGAAAAUAAACUGACAACGCCAUAGAUAAAAAAUAAAAAGACAAACAGACAAAUAAUAGUACACAAGACACAACAUAGAAAACUAAAGACUAAGCAACACGAACCCCACCAAAAACUGGGGGUGAUCUCAGGUGCUCCGGAAUUGUAGGUAGAUCCUGCUCCACAUGUGGCACCCGUCGUGUUGCUCAUGUUAUUACAAAUCUGGCAAAUAGUCUAAUUCGGUAGAUUAAACUAUACUGUAGUGACAAUUAUUGGUUGAUUGGUUUGAUUGAUUCAACUUGUCAGUGAAAAUAUUCACUCCAUUUUUUGUAAGAAAAUUGACAAUUGAACAGUUGUCUUAAAUUUCAAGUUGAUGUGACCACACCUUCAUGUUAAAUAACCUUAACCAAAACCUUAAUCUGAUACGAGACGGACUUACGGACGGACGCACAAAACAGAAAACAAAUGAAUGUUACAACAAUAAUAAGCUCAUCAUUUUUCAGAUAGCAAAUUCAAGCUUUGGUUUCUGCUUUGUUAAAAGUUUAAGUUAAUACAUCUUUACUCAAUACUUUACUUUAUUUCUAUUUCUAUUUUUGUCAUUCAUUAGAUGUACUUAUAACAUUUCUG
Messenger RNA from Mytilus californianus (California mussel), 4546 nucleotides. Its product is annotated as glycoprotein 3-alpha-L-fucosyltransferase A-like. The transcript has a single exon. Lineage: Eukaryota; Metazoa; Mollusca; Bivalvia; Mytilida; Mytilidae. The coding region runs from base 19 to 1059 and encodes 346 amino acids. Gene Ontology annotation, molecular function: alpha-(1->3)-fucosyltransferase activity. Gene Ontology annotation, cellular component: membrane. The record is from RefSeq and is a predicted model, not a curated record.